Molecule: messenger RNA, 1059 nt
Organism: Cucurbitaria berberidis CBS 394.84
Lineage: Eukaryota; Fungi; Ascomycota; Dothideomycetes; Pleosporales; Cucurbitariaceae
Exons: 3
Coding region: 1-1059 (352 amino acids)
Source: RefSeq, a predicted model, not a curated record
AUGAAAGCCUUGACCUUCAUCCUCGCCCUGCUAGGCUUACUCACGAUCACUCUCGCUUGCAAUGAAGGGGAGGAGAAGUGCUGCUCUACUUGGUUUGGCUGCCAAUGCGAGGGUGGCAAAUGGGUCAACAAGCUUGGUUGCCAGAAAGGCUCACGCUGUAUCAUGAAGAAUGGAGAGUACAUCUGCAGGCGUCGAAGCACGCUUUCCCGCAAUGAGGAGGAGAACAUUAUCGGUCUUCCCAUCAGUCCUAUCGCCGUGCCUGUGGCUCCUAUCGACGCUGCCCAUGAUGUCAACACUGCACUCGACCACGGCCCUUUCCCGACUGUGAGUGAGCUAUCUCCUCGCGCUGAAGCUACGCCGCCUAUGUGCUCAAGCUUCACGGUCUUCUGUGCCUCUUCUAAUAAAGGAGGCCUGGUGUCUUACUGUGCGCCUGGUAUUGCCCCCAAAGUGCUUUAUCAGUGUGCUCAAGGCAAGUACUGCGUCGGCGUUACCGAUGAGUCGAAACACGUCGCGGAUCUUCAUUGCGCAAAGGAAUCCCCGCCUCUACCGCCUAACCCGUCCCCUCAGCCUACUCAGCCUCCUCGCCUUGCCGAAUUCACUAUCCCGGUCGAUAUCGAGGCUAAGGUGUACUGCGAAGGCAAACAAAUGAUGUACAUAGAGCCUGGUUCUUCGCCCGAAGUUGUGCAUACUUGCAAUGAAGACUACUAUUGCACCGGAAAUGACAACCCUUGGGAGGGCCGCAUUCAACUUUCCUGCCAGUACGAGGACCCCGCUGUCUCCACGCCCGGACAUUCGCAUCCCGUUUCGACUGCUACACCAACUACCACUCUUUACGAUACUGGGCCUCACAUGGCUCGAGCCGAUCCCGUGCCUUCAGGAAUAGCUGCACUCAUCGAGAACGUGCCCAAUACCGCCGGGGACACUGCCGACACAUCCACGGUGAUGUGUGGUUUCUGUAUCAACAUGCAGGACCGUAGAUCGGAGCUCACAGGCAUCGGCGUGUGUAACACUAUCGCCAAUGAUGGACAGUACCGGGCAAAGGAUGUCAGGGCGACAUAG